CCCCCUCCAGUUUGAGCCAUGGCACUGAAGCAGGUUUCCAGCAACAAAUGCUUUGAGGGUUUCCAGAAGGUGUUUGAACAUGACAGUGCAGAGCUAAAAUGCAAAAUGAAAUUUGGAAUCUACUUGCCUCCAAAAGCAGAAACUGGAAAGUGUCCUGUGCUAUAUUGGCUCUCGGGGUUAACUUGCACAGAACAGAAUUUUAUAACGAAAGCUGGUUUUCAUCAAGCUGCAGCAGAGCAUGGCCUUAUUGUAGUCGCACCAGACACAAGCCCACGUGGCUGCAAUAUUGAAGGAGAAGAUGAAAGCUGGGAUUUUGGCACCGGUGCUGGUUUUUAUGUGGAUGCUACUGAAGAUCCUUGGAAAACAAACUACAGGAUGUAUUCCUACAUAAAGGAUGAGCUGCCUAAACUAAUAAAUGCCAAUUUUCCAACUGACCCUGAACGGAUGUCUAUUUUUGGGCAUUCCAUGGGAGGUCAUGGAGCUCUUAUUCUUGCUCUGAAGAAUCCUGGAAAGUACAAAUCUGUAUCGGCAUUUGCUCCUAUCUGCAACCCAAUUCAGUGUCAGUGGGGAAAGAAAGCCCUUGGUGGAUAUCUGGGAUCGGAUGCAAGCAAAUGGGAGGUACGUGCUACAACCGCAGACCUUUAA
Molecule: messenger RNA, 645 nt
Organism: Mesitornis unicolor (brown roatelo)
Lineage: Eukaryota; Metazoa; Chordata; Aves; Mesitornithiformes; Mesitornithidae
Gene: ESD
Product: esterase D
Exons: 6
Coding region: 19-645 (208 amino acids)
Biological process (GO): formaldehyde catabolic process
Cellular component (GO): cytosol
Molecular function (GO): S-formylglutathione hydrolase activity
Source: RefSeq, a predicted model, not a curated record